Danio rerio (zebrafish) is the source of this 819-nucleotide messenger RNA. It is a transcript of the gene nkx6-3, whose product is annotated as NK6 homeobox 3. Gene Ontology annotation, molecular function: DNA-binding transcription factor activity, RNA polymerase II-specific; DNA binding. Gene Ontology annotation, cellular component: nucleus. The record is from RefSeq and is marked provisional. Lineage: Eukaryota; Metazoa; Chordata; Actinopteri; Cypriniformes; Danionidae. Gene Ontology annotation, biological process: regulation of DNA-templated transcription.
AUGGAGUCCAACAUCUCAGGAUCCUUCCUCUUUAACAACAGCUUGAACCAAUUUCCGUCAGACAUCAAGGCCCCGGUGUGCCAGUACUCCAUUCCCAACUCCUUCUACAAGCUUGGCCCUGCCAAUAUCAACUCACAGUUACAGGCUGGCACUCCGCAUGGCAUCAGUGACAUUCUGAGUCGAUCCAUGGUGAGCGGUCCAGGAACCCCUGCACUAUUGUCUGGGUACCCAUCCAUGGGUGGCUUUGGAACAACUGUUCCCAGUCCGGGGGUGUAUUAUAAUCGGGAUUACACCCCAUCAGGACUGAGCACUUUUCCUAAACCUGUUGUCGAAUGUGCAGGUAUGAAGGGUAAAAGCAGCAGCUGCUGGGUGGAUGGAGGGUAUGAGUGGAGAGGCGCGAGACAGCAGUGUGGCAACAAUAUGGGGCAUAAUCCUGAGAAUGUGGGGAAAAAAAAGCACACACGACCUACAUUCAGUGGGCAUCAGAUCUUUGCUCUGGAGAAAACCUUUGAACAGACCAAGUAUUUGGCAGGACCAGAGAGAGCCAGACUGGCAUACUCGCUAGGGAUGACUGAGUCACAAGUUAAAGUGUGGUUCCAGAAUCGGCGUACUAAAUGGCGGAAAAAGAGCGCAACGGAGCCCAGUUCCACACAGACCUCGCGUGGGGAGAGUGCAGGAGACGGGUCGGAAAAUGAGGUGGAGGACGAGGAGUACAACAAACCUCUGGACCCCGACACAGACGAUGAGAAGAUACGACAGCUGCUGCGCAAACACCGCAGAGCUUUCUCAGUACUGCGCCUGGGGCCACACCAUAUCUGA